Molecule: messenger RNA, 912 nt
Organism: Notolabrus celidotus (New Zealand spotty)
Lineage: Eukaryota; Metazoa; Chordata; Actinopteri; Labriformes; Labridae
Product: syntaxin-11-like
Exons: 2
Coding region: 1-912 (303 amino acids)
Biological process (GO): synaptic vesicle fusion to presynaptic active zone membrane; intracellular protein transport; exocytosis
Cellular component (GO): endomembrane system; presynaptic active zone membrane; plasma membrane
Molecular function (GO): SNARE binding; SNAP receptor activity
Source: RefSeq, a predicted model, not a curated record
AUGGUGGAGACCAAAAACAGAGCUGAAAGAGACAUGAGAGACAGACUGCUGCACCUCCAUCAGCUGCAGACUGACACUGAGGGUUUCAACACAAUAGAGCUGGAUAAUUUCUCCGAGCGUAGUGUAGAUGGAGCAACAGCAUCAUCCUCAUCAUCACAUCAAGACCAGGAACUGGAUGGUGUUCUUCAAGAGGCAAAUCUGAUUCGUCUUGAAAUCCAGCAGAUCCAGAAUGACAUCAGUGAGCUGAAAGAUGUGAACUACCAGACAUUAAACCAGACCUCAUACACAAACGCCACAAAGAGGGACUCCAAUGAUAUAGGGGCAGAUAUUAAACGCAGGGGUGAAGAUGUACUGAAGCAGCUGCACAUGAUGAGUGACCUCAGAAGGGAACUGGAGGAACAGCGCGGCACCUCUGACCCCACAGCUCGCAUUGCUCAUACACAGUACCAGUGUCUCAGCAACGCUCUGCGGGAGGUGAUGUUCAGCUACAAUGACACCGAGAUGAACCACAAAGAGGCCUGUAAACGGCAGAUCCAGAGGCAGAUGGAGGUCGUGGGCAGGGAGGUCAGCGAGAGGGAGCUGGAUGAGAUGAUGGAGAACGGGGAGCUGAAUGUGUUCGGCCUUCAGGUGGAAGGCAAAACGGCUCGCUCUGCUUUCCUGCAGAUCGAGAGCAGACACAAGGAGCUGCAGGAGCUGGAGAAGAGGGUUCAGGGGAUCCAGGAACUGUUUCUGGAUGUGGCCAUGCUCGUAGAGAAUCAGGGGGCAGGCAUUGACAACAUCCAGAAAAAUGUUCAAAACACUGACGUGCUUGUUCAGGAGGCUGCAGGAAAACUUGAGAGAGCUACUCAAUCUGAUAAAAACAAUCCGCUGAAGAAGCUGUUCUGUGGCUGCUUCCCAUGUUAUUACAAUUAG